GUACUGUUAUUGAUAGGUGAUGCUUGUUUUUGGCCUUAUGGGUGCGCUACGAAUGUGUGAAUUGCAUGAUAUAAAAGUAGACGACGUUCAGCAACAUGGCGAUCUUUUAUUAGUAAAUAUACCAAGCUCAAACACGAAAAACAACGCAAAAAAAAGCUUUGUGAUCCAAGGAAAAUACUUAGGUUUGGUUAGGAAGUACAUGGAGUUGCGUCCUCCAAAUACAAACGAAAAAACAGACCAAUUUUUUAUUCAAUAUCACGAAGGAACGUGCAGUCGGCAACCAAUCGGUAUUAAUAAACUCCGAGGCAUACCAAAACUAAUUGCUAAAUACUUGAGUCUACCGGAUGCGGGAAAAUAUACAGGCCAUUCCUUUCGUCGGACGUCUACUUCAAUACUAGCCAAUGCGGGAGCCAACGCUCAGACUAUCAAACUCCACGGUGGCUGGAAGAGCGAUAGCACUCCGAAUCGUUACGUUAAUGAGUCAAUCCAACACAAAGCCAAAACAGCUAAUAUCAUUGCAUCUGCAGUUCUCGGACAGUCUACUCACACAUCUACGGAACCAUCUGUACCUGUACACUCUGAUUUUGCUCGUAUCGAAGAUAUUCCUUAUUUCAAUCUAGAUGAAAAUGAAACUAAAGAUUCUGAAAUAGAAAAUAACGUUUGUAACCCUGAAUUCAUUCCAAUUUUGACUCCAAAUGGAUCCGAUGUAACUAUAGAUUCAAUUUUCAAUCAGAAUGAAUCAGGUACUGUUAUCAAUGAUUCUCAGUUAAGUGCUUAUAUAGUCAAAGAUGAAUAUAAAAUUACACAAUCACAGGUUAUUUCUGACGAAACUGUGGUGCAAAAACCAAAGAAAUUCAAAUACAAAACGCCGGUAUUGUACAAGUUCAAAAAUUGUCAUGUAACUAUUAAUCAUUAAGUUCGUCGUUGUUUUCUCCUUCAUGUUAUUCGUAAUGCAAAGAUGUUUUGUUUUUGUUUUUUUUUUUUGUUAAAAAUGCGUCGUUGUUUUCGUAGGUAUGUAAUUACGUGUUCAUAUUUUCAGUUUUAUUAAGUUCGUUGUCGUUUUUUCAUUCGUGGUAUUCGUAUUCAUACUGAAAGGAUGUUUUUGUUUUUUUUUUUUUGUUAAAAAUGCGUCGUUGUAAUUAUGUAUUAUAGUUUU
Planococcus citri (citrus mealybug) is the source of this 1156-nucleotide messenger RNA. RefSeq lists its product as uncharacterized. Gene Ontology annotation, biological process: DNA integration; DNA recombination. The transcript has 2 exons. Gene Ontology annotation, molecular function: DNA binding. NCBI's taxonomy places the organism in Eukaryota, Metazoa, Arthropoda, Insecta, Hemiptera, Pseudococcidae. The coding region runs from base 20 to 916 and encodes 298 amino acids. The record is from RefSeq and is a predicted model, not a curated record.